This is a messenger RNA of Corylus avellana, 534 nucleotides long. NCBI's taxonomy places the organism in Eukaryota, Viridiplantae, Streptophyta, Magnoliopsida, Fagales, Betulaceae. The record is from RefSeq and is a predicted model, not a curated record.
UUCCGGCGUCACUUUUCCGGCUAGGUUUCCGUCGAUUCACAAUAUUUUGAAUCGGAAAAAUCUGGUUUCGACGAAGGUUCAUAUUAUAAGAUGAACAGGAGGAAGAAAGAUUUCGGGAUAGGAGACAAUGAAAGCGAAUUCUACGAUGGGAAGAUGAAAAAGAAUGAGCAGUCAAUGUCGUCGGCAUCUAUGACAUCAUCGGUGAAAGAGGAUAUGGAACCUGUGCAGUGUAGGUGCGGACAUACAAGCCCAAUUAUAACAUCCACUACUAUAAAAAAUCCUGGGAGGCGAUUCUAUGGGUGUGCUAUGUAUGACCGUAAAAAGAAAGCUGGCCAAUGUCCUUUUUUCCAAUGGUAUGACAAAGAAACCUGUGCUCGCGGAAGGGAGGUCCUACCUGCGCUGUAUAAACAAGUUCAUUCCCUGAAAUGUGAAGUGUCAUUACUUAGGGGCAAACUAAAGAUCCAAACAUAUUUGUUGGUUUUUUUGUUGGUGAUUUGUGUACUGUUGAUUUGUCUAAGGUUGAUGGGGCAUUGA